AUGUCGAGUAAAGUUUCCUCAAGUGGAGAGCUCUUGAGCCGGUGGAGGAGAAUCGAGGAAGACGAAGGGGAUAAUGACGGUUGUGAUCCCUCUACAGUACGACGCCUUAACCAGCGCAAAGAACAAUGGUUUACAGAUGCAUUCACUUUAUUGAUAUCUCUGCCGAGGGAUACUCAUAUUUGCUGUGGGUAUGGGGAUGUAAUGGGACCUCUUCUGGAGACAUUCUACAAUUUCUUCACAGAUGAUAGAAAUGAUUCACCUCUCAAGGUCUUGUGGAAGAGGAUCUCUGAAGAAAUGCGGCUUUGUGCCCAAUGCAUUUGCCAGCACCAUCAGACUCAAGAGAUGUAUGAAAAAGAGUAUGAGUGCUCUUCUGUUGGUCCACUACUUGCUGUGCUGCGAAAAAUUGAUGAAGAAAGGGUGACUAGGCACUUGCAAGAGAUCAACUCGAGAGUAGAAAACGGAACAUAUGAUCCAAAUUCUCAUCAUGCAGAAGUUGUUAGUGUAAUGUAUGAGGUUUUGAUGUUUCCGUUCUUCUUUGACGAUAUGUCCUUAUGCACUGAGUUUGAGAAAUUCAUUGAGUCAAUUGACAACAUUCACGAGCUAGCAUUUGCUGAAAAUCAAGAAUUUCCGGGUGUGUAUGCACUCCUUUUCCUCAAUAGAAGGGUGCGCGUAAUUGGUUAUCGCUUGGCGAGGGCCAUGGGAAAGUUGAGGUCAGCAACCCAGUUGGAGCGCCUCCAGCCAUUGCUCAAGAAGUUCAUUGGAAUUCUGGAGAUGGAGGGUCUGCCUUCUGCAUCUCAGGAACCAAGGCCAAGGAUUUAUUUAGACCGCUCAUCAAUAUGGCUUGGGAUGACAUCAUUGCUUGAGUUCUUAGAAGGCCCUGCUUUUGAAGAGGGUAUAUUAGAGCCUUACCCCGAUUUUGUUGAUACAGUGUUGAAUCAUAUAAGCGGUGAUUCACCUGAAUUUUCGCUGGCUGUUAAUUGCCUGAAAGAGCUGUUUAAGACACUUGGUUGUAAGCUCUGGCUUAGGGCUACCUUGUCCCCAAGUGUGAUGCGUAACACAUUGUUGGGUCAGUGUUUCCAUACACGAGCUGAGAAGAUCCACAAAGCCAUAUUUGAUCUUUUCCAGCCAUUACUACAGUCCCUUGAGGCUUUGCGAGAUGGUGAGCAUGAAAAGCAACGUAGACACUUUCUCUACUUUCUCCUUCAUCAGGUCCCAGUUAGCAGUAACUUCAGCGUUUUAGCAAGAAGAAUUGGCCACAAGAUUGCUCUUCUUAUUGUCCUCAGAGGUUACAAGAUGAACCCACCUUGCCCUCCCUUUGAGUGUGCACACAUGUGGGGCCCAUCUCUUGUGUCGUCGUUUAAAGAUUCUUCACUUCAUAUUUCAUUGCGACAACCUGCUAUUGAUCUUGUCCAAGUUAUCCUUGUAUCUGAUGCAACGGCCCUACUAGCUUCGCAGCUACGUAAUAAUACUGGUAAAUAUAUGGGCAAUGAAGUGAAAUAUGACGAUGAUGACAGUAAUCUUCCCUUUUCCCAUGCUGUCGAAGAUGUAAGUGAUCAUCCGUGGAUUGACUUUACCCAGCAGAGCAAAAUUACUCUUGGGGAGUGCAAAGAGUGGAUGUGCAUUCCGAUGCUGUGGAUUACUACUCUUACAAAUACAAAUCUACUAAACCUUCCAAUAUCACUAUCCCAAGCAGUAUUUUGGUCUCGGUCGCGUUUUUGUUUGGUGGAAUCUGAAAAGAGUGAUGAACUGACGGUUGAUAUCGAAACUUGGCUUUCAUCUUCUGCUGUUGAAAUCAAAGACACGCUUGGAUGGAAGUUAGCGACGGGAUCUGAUGAUGGGGGGCCAGGAAAAGAGUCCAAAAACUCUGUGACAGUAUCAAAGAUGUGUCCUACGUUGAUACGAACAUUGAAGAGAUUGACCACUUGUUUUUUGGUCCAAAUGGGUGAAGAAUGUCGAAAACAGUGGACCUGGGUGCCAGGGAUGGGCGAAACCUUCAUCCUUUCUCUUUCAGACCCGGAUGAUAUUAUAAGGCAGUUUGGAAAGUCUAUGCUGGAACACGUUUCAAAUACCAGAGGUCUGUCUUGUGGGCUGAAGUUUCUCUGCUCUCAAAGUUCACACCUACGAUUUGUUUUUUCUGGAGCUAGACAAGUUUUACAGCAGGUCCAUUUGAGCACUGUUCUACAAAGCUUUCAGAUCCUGCACCAUUUUUUCUUUUUAUUAUUCAAGUUGCUUAAGGAAGAAGAUGUGGCCAUUAGUGAUGGGGUGAAGAGUUCUGCAGGGGGAUUUUUGAGGCAACCUGACUUUAAUGCUCCUCCAAUGAUUGGCAACAGAAAUUCCUUGAGUGCCACCCCGGAGUUGCUGAAUUUUCUCUACUCACUUGCAGAAGUUACCUGGGGUGCGAUAAGGAAGUGCUUAGCUGAGGGAAAGGCUUUCAUCCAUCAAAGUGUUUCCCAGAUGACAUGUGUACGUUUGCUUGAGAUUAUUCCUGUCGUUCUGGGAAAACUUAGACUAAGCCGUGAAGAUUCCUGUGAUAUUAGAGGAGCUUUGAAAGAUGCAUCCGAUCUUAAAUGGCUUCCUGAUCUCAUUGAUUGGGGAAGGUCACAACUUAAAGUUGUUGUUGCGUAUUGGAGACGAGCAUUAGGGGCUUUGCUGGACAUCUUACAAGGAUCAAAAAGUACCGCUUGUUCAUCGGCGGUCCAGGCUAUAAGACGUAUUUUAUCUUCUGAUGAUCUUGACAUCGAGCAAUUAGCAGAACAAAUAUCACGGCUUGUUCCCAAGGCAAAUGAGUACCAGAUUCUCAAACCUGUUGAUGUUGUUGGUAAAACACCAGAUAAUAUGGUGGAUCUAACAGAAGAUGAGACUGAGAAGGGAUCAUUGAAGAAUUUACCUAGUCUGCAUAAGUCUCAUCAACUUGAUAUUAAUAAAACUCUUCCACCUAUUAAAAGCAUCCCACAGGUGUCCUCUCUGAAGAAGAGUACUUAUAGUGUUGAUACUUCAAAGUUUCCGGAGGCAGUUCUCUCAGAGAAAGAUGUUUCAGUAAGCUCCAGCAAUAUUGUUAGGAACCUUCCCACCACAAACGCUGAACCAAGCAAAGUUCGUACUUCUAGCAUUGAUACUUCAAAGUUUUCAGCGGCAGUUCUCUCAGAAAAAGAUGUUUCAGUAAGCUCCAGCAAUAUUGUUAGGAACCUUCCUUCCACUAACGCUGAACCAAGCAAGGUUGGCAGUAUGAGUAGGGAAGCAGAAAACAGACAGAAGGUGAGAGAUCCUCUUUCAUCUGAAAACAGAGCCGACUUAAAGAAUGCUACUGAUGAAGUCAUCUCGCGUGGAACUUCAAAAGAGUCCCAAAAAGCUGCGAUUUCCAACAAAAAAGGUGUGGAUUUAAGAAAGGUAGUUAAUGAGACGGAGGCUGAUCCACUGGACUUGGCACUUAAACAUCUGAAACCACAGUCAUUACCCCUGGCGAAACCAGGGCCCAUUGUCCCCAAACGACAAAUCAUUCAACUUUGUGCGCCUGUAAAUAAGAGAUCUGACCGGUGGCAGAGGCAAGAAGCCGGAUUCAAAAGAUUCAGGCCACCACGGCUUGAAGAUUGGUUUAGAAAGAUUUUGCAAAUGGACUACUACGCAAUAGUGGGAUUGUCGUCGACAAAUAAAGAUGAGAAUCAGAAUGUCGGAAAGUUUAAGGAAGUUCCAGUGCGGUUUGGCUCACCUGAGCAGUAUAUACAGAUUUUCCAGCCCUUGGUUCUAGAAGAGUUUAAAGCACAGUUACAAAGUUCCUUCCAGGAGAUAUCGUCAGUGGAGGAGAUAUAUUAUGGUGUUCUGUCGGUUUUAUCAAUUGAAAGGGUUGAUGAUUUUCACUUUGUUCGGUUUAUGCAAGACGAAAAUGAUGACCCCAACUCGAAAAGUUUCUCAGAAAAUGACUUGAUUUUGUUCACAAAAGAGUAUCCAGAAAACAGUAGCGUCGGUGUUAAUAUGAUGGGAAAGGUGGAAGGACGGGAAUGGGAUGAUAAAAAACGGUCCAGUAUUUUGAAUGUUCGCUUGUAUCUUCAGAAUGGAUCUUCACGACUAAAUCAAGCUAGAAGGAAUCUCUUGGAUCGUAGCCAGUGGCAUGCAAGUCGCAUUCUAAACAUUACAUCCCAAAUUCGAGAGUUUCAAGCUUUGUCAUCCAUCAAGGAUAUUCCCGUUUUACCUGUGAUCUUAAGUCCUAUGAGUGACUCUAACUAUGAUUCUGAAAUUAAAAGAUCAGAUCUGCGUUCGCUACCAAAUUCUCUACAGCAAAUACUCAAAUCAUCUUUCAAUGAAAGCCAACUUCAGGCUAUUAGUGUUGCCAUUGGUUCAUCCAAUAUGCCAAAAGAUUUUGACAUUUCACUUAUUCAAGGUCCUCCAGGAACUGGCAAGACUCGCACUAUUGUUGCUAUUAUUAGUGGUUUGCUUGCAUCAGUGUCACGUAAAACAGGUGAUAAUGGAAAUUCUGAGCACGUUCAUAGUUCUUCUACAACUUCUAGGCAGAGAAUGAAUCCGAAUGUAGCAAUUGCAAGGGUAUGGCAAGAGGCAGCUCUGGCUAAGCAGCUAGAUGAUGACGGGGAAACAAAUAAAAAGAUGGGAGAAAAGAUUGGUAGGGGAAGGGUACUGAUCUGCGCUCAGUCAAAUGCUGCAGUUGAUGAAUUAGUUUCACGUAUAUCGAGUUUAGGCAUUUAUGGCAGGGAUGGGAAGAUGUUCAAACCGUAUCUUGUGAGAGUUGGAAAUGCGAAAACUGUUCAUGCCAAUUCAAUGCCCUUCUUUCUCGAUACCCUUGUCGAUCAACGUUUAGCAGAGGAGAAAAUGCGGAUAAACAAAGCGAAGAACAAUAAAGCUGCAGAUUCUUCUGCGUUACUGCGCUGUAACUUAGAAAAGGUUGUUGAUCAAAUCACCCAUUUUGAAGCUAAGCGUGCAAACUUAAACCAGGAAAGUUUGGAUGCCAAAGAUAAGCUGGGGAACAAAAACCUCAACAAAGAUGAUGAUGGCAAGCCAAUGUCUGAUGCAGAGCUAGGAAUAAGAUUGCGGAGGCUAUAUGAGCAGAAGAGAAAAAUUUACAAAGAUCUUAGUGCUGUUCAAGCUCAAGAGAGAAAAGCUAACAAUGAAAUCAGACAAUUGAAAAAUAAGUUGCGGAAGUCAAUUCUGAAGGAAGCUCAGAUAGUCGUUACGACUUUAAGCGGGUGUGGAGGAGACUUGUACAAUGUGUGUGCUGAAUCUUUGUCAUCCCAUAAGUUUGGCAAUCCAUCUGAAGAUAAUUUAUUCGACGCCGUAGUGAUAGACGAAGCAGCUCAGGCUCUGGAGCCAGCUACUUUGAUUCCUCUACAGCUGUUAAGGUCAAGAGGAACAAAAUGCAUAAUGGUUGGAGAUCCAAAGCAGCUUCCAGCAACUGUUCUAUCCAACAUUGCAAGUAAAUUCUUAUAUGAAUGCAGCAUGUUUGAACGCUUACAAAGGGCUGGGUACCCUAUCCUUAUGCUUACCCAGCAGUAUAGGAUGCAUCCAGAGAUUUCUCGAUUCCCGUCUUUGCACUUCUACGACAAUAAGUUGCUAAACGGUGUCGACAUGUCAAGCAAAUCAGCCCCGUUUCACGAGAGCCAUUACCUUGGACCAUAUGUUUUCUAUGAUAUUGUUGAUGGCCAAGAGAAUCGAAGUGGGGAUUCUAGCUCUGUCUGCAAUGAACAAGAAGCUGAAGCUGCUGUUCAACUGCUUAGAUUUUUCAAAAAGAGAUACCCUUCUGAAUUUGUCGCUGGAAGGAUUGGCAUUAUUACUCCCUACAAACGUCAGCUUGCGGUUUUGCGUUCUCGUUUCUCUAGCGCAUUUGGAGCUCAAGUAGCAGCAGAUAUGGAACUGAAUACUGUGGAUGGCUUUCAAGGCAGAGAGGUUGACAUAUUAGUGUUAUCCACUGUAAGAGCUACUCAUUCUGGUCCUGAGGGGAGCAAUCAAAGUCGGAUUGGUUUCGUUGCUGAUGUUAGACGGAUGAAUGUUGCUCUCACAAGAGCCAGACUCUCCCUUUGGGUUUUGGGUAACACGCGAACCUUGCAGAGAGACCAUAACUGGGGUGCACUUGUGAAAGAUGCAAAGGAAAGAGAUGUCAUCAUACCAGUUAGGAGACCGUACAACUUCAUGUUUGGCGAGAAAAACGCAGAACAAAAGCAUUUUGAGAAUCUUCCUGAGCCUGAGAAACAGCAUUCGCGCCGCAAAGAACAGAGAACAGAGACAUCCUCUGAUAGAAAAAUGAGGAAAUCUGAUGGAGAUGAUGCGGCUCUCUCAUCUAAAGGAUCAGAUAGCAAGCACAGCAGAAGAAAAACCAAAGAAGAAGCGUCUUCUCAAAGGGAAAAAGUAGCUCCGAGCAGCGAGAAAGUAACAUCUGAAGUGAAUCCUAAACGGAGCGAAGAGAAGAGAGGAAAAAUGAAAGGUACAGAGAAAAGCAGUAAUCCGGAGAAUACAGAUGUAGAUACUUCGAAGAACGAAGAUCCAAAGGCGUUGAAGAAAUCUAAGAAAUUUAAGCUUGACAGUAACAAGAGGGCGAGUCCCACAGAUGAAAGUGAACAGAGAGAGAGACAAAUAAACAAAGGCAAUGCUUCUAAUCAAGGAGGUGUUGAAGAUAUGAUAUCCAAACGGAAACAGCAGCGUGAAGCUGUUGCUGCCAUUCUAAAUUCGUCUCUGAUCCCUUCACAUAAGCCCAAGCCUCCAAAGCGACCUCGGUCCCCAAGCUCAGCUGCAAGCAGUCACCCAAGACCGCCUAAAGCGAUCAAAGAUUCCACCAAGAACAACAGUAAACAAAGAUAA
Microthlaspi erraticum is the source of this 6798-nucleotide messenger RNA. NCBI's taxonomy places the organism in Eukaryota, Viridiplantae, Streptophyta, Magnoliopsida, Brassicales, Brassicaceae. The record is from the annotation of a GenBank genome assembly.